UGAAAGUAAGAUUCCAGUGCGCACACUUUAGAUAAGAACUGCUAGUUCUGCAACUGUGCAACCCAGACACACUAGCCUCAUAGGGGAGAUCAGCACCAGGGGAUAACUUAAGCGAUUAAAGGAUAACUUUCUAAAAUACUGAAAAAACCAAAUAAGGUUGACCGGCAUUACAUCAUGUGGGUAACCAACCUAGCAGCUCUGGUCCUUCUGGCCGUGUCUGAAUCAGCUGCCACCGCUGCAUCAGCAGAAAAGGUUCUCAGUAACCAUGCCACCAUCCUGGCUAAUAACAGUGCUAACUUGGCUUUUAGUCUCUACCAGAACAUAGCAAAGGACGAGACUGUAGAGAACAUUCUUAUUUCCCCUGUAGUGGUGGCCUCGUCUCUGGGCCUGGUGGCUCUAGGGGGAAGAGCCUCCACACCCAUUCAGGUAAAAAACAUUCUAAAUGCAGCUGGAGUUAAAGACGAGCAGCUGCACUCUGGCCUUGCUGAGCUUCUGACCAAUGUGAGCGACCCCAAGACCCGAAACGUGACCUGGAAAAUCAGCAACCGCCUGUACGGACCCAGCUCAGUCACCUUUGAGGAUGACUUUGUAAAGAGCAGCAAAAAGCACUACAACUUUGACCAUUCCAAGAUCAACUUCAGAGACAAGAAGAGCGCUGUGAACUCCAUCAAUGAAUGGGCAGCCAAGUCUACGGAUGGUAAGCUGUCUGAAGUCACAAAGGAUGUGGAGAAGACUGAUGGUGCGAUGAUCAUCAAUGCCAUGUUUUUCAAACCUCACUGGGAUGAGCAGUUUCAUCACAAGAUGGUGGACAACCGUGGAUUCAUGGUGUCUCGCAGCUACACAGUUUCAGUACAAAUGAUGCACCGCACAGGUGUCCUAGACUUCUACGAUGACAAAAGCAAUACAUUAUACAUCCUGAGCAUGCCCCUGGCUCAUAAAAAGUCCACUGUUGUGUUCAUCAUGCCCUACCACCUGGAAUCUCUGGAAAGACUGGAGAAGAUGUUGAAUAAAAAGCAGCUGGAUACGUGGAUGGGAAAGCUGCAGAAAACCGCUGUGGCCGUGUCUCUGCCCAAAGUCACCAUGGAAGUCAGUCACAACUUGCAGAAAUACCUCAGGGAGCUGGGUCUGACAGAGGCUGUGGACAAAUCCAAAACUGACUUGUCCAAGAUGUCAGGAAAGAAAGAUCUCUAUCUGGCAGACGUGUUUCACGCCUCUGCCAUAGAAUGGGACACUGAUGGAAAUGAAAUCGACGUCAGUGUCUUUGGCACGAACAAGUUGAAAAGCCCCAAACUGUUUUAUGCUGAUCACCCCUUCAUCUUCCUGGUGAAGGACCAGAAGACAAACUCUGUUCUGUUUAUUGGCAGGAUGGUCAGACCUAAGGGUGAAAAGAUGCGAGAUGAAUUGUAAGAACGUUUUAGCCUGUGCAUCCAAAAUUUGUGUCUUUCUGAGUGUGCUGAGUUCAGAGUUUUUGCUACAUUAUGCUGAGAGAAGUGGUAAUGACUUUAUUCCUAGUGCCAACAGCAUUCCACACAGCACAGAUUAUAUUUAAACAUCCAUCCAUCCAUUUUCUAAACCGCUUAUUCCCAUAUGCGGGGUCGCGGGGGUGCUGGAGCCCAACCCAGCAGGCUAUGGGCGAGAGGCAGGGUACACCCUGGACGGGUUGACAGUCCAUCGCAGCAACACAGAGACAGACAACCAUGCACACACACACACUCACACACACACACACUCACACAAUGAAGAGAGUCCAAUCAACCUAAUGCACGUCUUUGGACGGUGGGAGGAAGCCAGAGAACCCGGAGAGAACCCAUGCAAACACGGGGAGAACGUGCAAACUCCACACAGAAAGGCACCAGGGAAUCAAACCCAGAACCUGCUAGCCAUAUUUAAACAUGUUACCCUGUUUUAUGAGAAGUAGAUUGCACCACACUGUAGAAAGCACAGUUUAAGCCCUGACAGUCCUUGUGCAAGAAUUACUUCCUUUACUGUCUUUUUUAAUUUGCCCUAAAUACACUGAUCUACAUUGGCACACAGUCCAAAAUGGCAGUGUUUUGCAAUAAAUCUUUAGCUUAAUUUCAGAAGUUUUA
Betta splendens (Siamese fighting fish) is the source of this 2087-nucleotide messenger RNA. It is a transcript of the gene serpinh1a, whose product is annotated as serpin peptidase inhibitor, clade H (heat shock protein 47), member 1a. The record is from RefSeq and is a predicted model, not a curated record. The transcript has 5 exons. Gene Ontology annotation, biological process: collagen fibril organization; negative regulation of endopeptidase activity. Gene Ontology annotation, cellular component: endoplasmic reticulum. The coding region runs from base 175 to 1407 and encodes 410 amino acids. NCBI's taxonomy places the organism in Eukaryota, Metazoa, Chordata, Actinopteri, Anabantiformes, Osphronemidae. Gene Ontology annotation, molecular function: serine-type endopeptidase inhibitor activity.